This is a messenger RNA of Gossypium raimondii (Peruvian cotton), 629 nucleotides long. RefSeq names its product 21 kDa protein. Gene Ontology annotation, molecular function: enzyme inhibitor activity. The transcript has 2 exons. The record is from RefSeq and is a predicted model, not a curated record. Gene Ontology annotation, biological process: negative regulation of catalytic activity. NCBI's taxonomy places the organism in Eukaryota, Viridiplantae, Streptophyta, Magnoliopsida, Malvales, Malvaceae.
AUGACAUUGACAAUUGGAAAAUUUUCAAUUUAUGUUUUAGCAUUUCUAGUUAUUGUUCUGCAAUUGUUUUCCUAUUUUAACCCAUGCUCGGCCUCUAAUGUCUAUAAUCACCUCAAAAGCAAACAGUUCAUAAAGAAGCCUUGCAGGGCAACAAGCUACCCCGACUUAUGCUUUAAAUCUUUAGCACGCCAUGCAAGCAAAAUCCAAGGUAACCCUUAGCUAUUAGGACCUCUUAAUACAACCUUUUUUGCAGCCCAAGCCACGUCAAGAAUCCAUAGGUUGAGACCCAAUGAAGUGGCAGCCAUGGUAGAUUGCAUUGCAGGUUUAACUGAUUUAGUGCAGAAGUUGCAAAUGUCUACUAAGGUGAUGGACGAGGGGGGCAAAGACAACGGCGUCGUCCGGGUAGAUGACUCCAAUGAUGUUAUUCAGGUUGAAAUGAACGAUGUUCAGAUGUGGGUUAACAUGGGUUUGGAGGAAGAGGAGACUUGCAAGAACGGAUUGGCUAAUAUGGAUGUAAAAGGUAAGGUGAAGAAAGGAAUUAGGAAAGGCAUCGUUAAUGUCGCACAUUUGACAAGUAAUGCUUUGGCCUUCGUUAAGAGUUUUGCCUUCGCUCGCAACUGACAAAUCCA